AUGUCUACGGAAAAACCGCUGUCUUCGAGAAAUCCUAGGCGUCUUUCCAUCACCAUCCCUCAGAACCAGGGGCCUGGCGCUGCUGGAGAGACUGGUACCAGCAAAGCCGAGACGAAGGGCAAGGGGACCGUGGAGAGGGUGGAUUCGGGUCCUACGCUGGCGUUUCCAGGCAAUUCGGUGGUUUCCACGCCUCUGGGCCAGCAGGGACAAGCAGUUUCCAGCUUUCCCCAGCCUUCUACGGGCUCUGGGGCCCAAACUAGCACAGGGACGGGGUCUCUGGCGAAUCAGAGCUCUGCUAGCGUUGCAGAGGGGCCUAGUGUUAUAAAUAAACAGCUUUUGUCGAAGUUGAACAAGUCUUUGAAGGAAAAGCAGAGGAUUAUCAAUAAUAAGACAGAUUCUAGAAACCCUGCGUUGAUACAAGAUAUCGUUACUACAUCGCCGCUGCACGCGACGUUUCCGAAUAAUGUGAGCUCGGAGAAGGCCGAGAAGGGUGAAAAGAGUGAAGAAAAGGGUGCUGAGGCUGCUGGAGGUGCUGAACGGCUGGAGACUGGUCCUCUGGAUGAACAUCUACAUCCACACGGGCAUAGCCGAACAGAAACGCCGCUUUCUACGCUUCCACCGGUUAACAGUGGUGCUAAACCUGAAAACGAAGGCUCCAGCAAGGCGAAAAAGAGAAUAUCUAAACAAAACUCUACACGAACAGACUUCUUUGCUGCUAAACUAGCGUCUGCGGUAGACGACGUGGACACUUCAGAUAGUGACGAAACGUUCGUUUACGAAAACAGCAAUAACGACUUUGACGCCAAUGCUAACGCCAAUAAUCAGACCAGUGGAGGUGUGGCAGGUCCUGCUAUUCUACAUCCAGACGACAAUGCAGACAUCAACAAGCCUCCUGGCGGGAUUUCUCUUGUUCACGACAACAUCAGCGCUGCAGCCAGCAUGCGGAACCCUACGCCUCUUGAUUCUGUCGCUCACAGUCCAGCAGUGGAACUCAGGAAAGAGCUAGGCGACGAAAGCCAUCAUAAUCACCAACAACAGCCCCAGCAUGGCCAGUUGCCUCCACAUCCACAUCCACGUGCUGAAUCGAUUCAUUCCGUGCAAUCGUCCAAAUGGAACCUCAGAAGCACGGUGGGCACUUCUUCUAAUACUACUCCUCCUUCAACAACUGCCCUUCGUGGACAGCCUCAACAACCUAAUGUGAUGGCCGUUUACGGGUCGGGAUCGGGCUCUGGCUCCGGUUCUGGCUCUGACGCCCAUCUGUUUGCUAAUCCAUACAUCGAUCAAAACAAGCCUACUACGUUUAAAGGGCCCAGGAAAUCCAGUUCUCAUUCGUUGAUCAACCCUGACGCUCACAAAGUUAAUAAUCUCAAUCCUUCGCCACGGUACGCUGCUUCCAACCAGAAUUUUGGCCUGUCGUUGAACUCUCCAGUGGCUCCAAGCGUUAAUGAAGGGUCACACGACGGAAGGUACUCUUUUGAGGAUGAUGGAAUCACAGGCGACGAAGUUUCUUACCAAGGCGAUGCUGUACUGGUUUGCACCGAUUUCAACAACACAGCAACGCAGAGCUCUGAACAGCCCAAGCACGACGAUCAUUUGAACAUACACAGCAGAAGCUCAGACCGAAACCAGAGAUCGUCUACCACUUCACUGAAACUCAGAUCUACAACGUCAAAGUUGUUCGACAAGAAAGGCGCCCAGCCCAGGCGUUAUAGUAUCAUUCCUGACGACAUUGACAUUGAAGAUUUUGACGAUGACCUAAUUUAUUACGACAACAACAACAUUCGUUUCCCUUACAAUAGCCAGAACGGCAGCCAACUCAACGACACGGCGUCGUUGCUCAAUAAUAAUCACCACAGAAUGACGCACUACCGUUCCAUGAACUUGGGCCAGCCCAGUGCUCGUCAGCAACAAUUCAAUAAUAAGCGGUAUUCGUCGAUGGGGUUCCCUUCGCCGCAAGCUCAGAAUGGCAGAGGUGCUCCUUCUCAGGGCAGCAACAUUUAUCCUUUCCCUUAUCAGGACCAGAAAUACUACUUUGAUCCAGAGAACUACGACGAAGAAGCUAAUAUGGAGAGCCCUGAUGAAGUCCAUGCUAAAUCGAUCUUCGCUGGCCGCAACAACAAGCUUUCUCCAAGCAACACGUAUUUCAGACUACCCAGAAAGGUUUCCAACGAUAGCAUGUCGGGAGGCCGUGUGAGAUGCUUGAAGAGUUUCGUAUACACCAUGGUGAGUAUCUUGUUGAUUCUUGCCAUUGGGUUCGUUCUGGGCUUCCUUCUUGCAUCUACCAAGGACCUUUCCAACCUCUCGAUUGUGGGCGUGGAGGAUGCGCUUGUCAGCCAGGACGAGUUGCUUUUCCGUGUUGUUGUGGAGGCGCUCAACCCUGGAUGGUUUACGAUAUCUAUAGAAGACGUUGAGAUUGACAUUUUUGCUAAGAGUGGCUACGUCGAAGACCCCCAGCCGCCGGGCACCAUGAAGGACAAUACCGUCGAAACCGUUCUUCUCGGCAGCGUGACGAGCUUUGAGUCUGUUUUGGAUUUCCAAGGCAGUUUCUUUCAGCGAGAUUAUCAACAACAAUCUGGAGAAAUCAAGUUGUUGGCGCCAGGACGGAAUCUCACAGGAAGUAUAGAGUCAGCUCUUUUAAUGAAAGGCCUGGCCGGCGGGUUUGACGAGACGGAUACGCCCGAUAACUCUGAAAAAUGGGAAGUGAUACGAAAACACCCGUUUGAUCUAAUCCUACGAGGCGUGUUGAAGUAUAAAUUGCCCUUGUCGAACACGGAAAAGUCAGCCACGGUUAAUAAGGUCAGCUACGUUGACCCGGACGGCUCGGAGGGUUUCUACUAA
Candidozyma haemuli is the source of this 2838-nucleotide messenger RNA. It is a transcript of the gene VAC7, whose product is annotated as Vac7p. The transcript has a single exon. Bases 1 to 2838 code for a protein of 945 amino acids. Gene Ontology annotation, cellular component: fungal-type vacuole membrane; PAS complex. Gene Ontology annotation, biological process: positive regulation of phosphatidylinositol biosynthetic process; vacuole inheritance; protein localization to vacuolar membrane. The record is from RefSeq and is a predicted model, not a curated record. Lineage: Eukaryota; Fungi; Ascomycota; Pichiomycetes; Serinales; Metschnikowiaceae.